AUGACUUCGAUUUCGAAAUGCGUAAAAACUUUUAUCCCAAUGGAAAUCUUACAAAAAAUAACUGUGUACCUCGCUGAUGAUAAAUCUUCAUUAUAUUCAUGUGUCCUAGUGUCAAGGCAUUGGUGUGUAAACUUGAUGGAAAUAUUAUGGAGUAAACCGUUCCACCUCUCCAACUCACCUCAUCUAAUCGAUACGUACUUAUCAUUCUUACCCGAAACCUCUCAUGAUCAAUUAAAACUUGAGAAAUGUGUCGGAUCGAGGAAGAAUGAACGAAAUUUCAUGUUUGAUUACCCUUCGUUCCUAAGAAAGUUAACAAUUCCAUUUUUAUGUGAUGCGAUAGAAGAGUACCUUCGAAGAGAAUUAAACAUGACCAAGUUUCUCUCUUCAAAUGUGUUUGCUGAUUCGAUAACGUUACAAACCCAGGCCGCAUCUGAUCUUCAAUUAUUCCUUGAAAAGCAAAAUGUUAUUUUACGUGAAUUGUGUAAACUAAUUUAUAAUAAAGCCAACAUAAAUGAAUUCAAGCUCUAUAUUUGCACGGGCAAAGAGGAGGAUGCGUCGUUCUUUGAUCGACCAGAAGGUUGCUUUGCCUUGGAGGAAUUAAUGAAAUCACGAGAUUGUUUUAGAGGAUUGAAGGUUUUUGAAUUUUCCGGGAAGGGCGAAGUGCUUGCUUUCUUUGCAAAACGUUGUAAGAAAAUCGAAACAUUGAAAUUGUUUCCCGUCACCACUUCAAUAACAUCCAAAAUUGAAAAUUGCAUCGAUCCUUCAAUUCAGUUGAUCAAUUCGCAAACAAACCUGCAAAAUUUAGAAAUUCAUAAUUGGGUCACCUCCAAAAUCACGUCCCUUUUACAAUCCAUUCGAUCCCAAUCUAAUUCUUUAAGAAGUAUCAAGAUCGUGAAUUGUAACCUUUACAACAGUCAACCAUUAUGGUAUUUAUCGGAAUUGCAAAAUUUAGAAGAAAUUACUAUUAGAGAAAAUCGUAACUUCAAUGAGAGAUUACUCGUGCCCCUUAUGAAAGCCAAAUUUCAUAAUUUGAGAUCAUUUAUUUAUAAAUAUCAAAUGAACGAAUUCAGUGAUGGUGUUAUCAUUAGAGAAGAAGAAUUUAUCGAGGAUGAGGUAGACUUGGAUGAAAUAUUUUCUAGCAUUGUAUUAAACUCCAAGGAUAAUUUAGAAACCGUAAUCAUUAAUGGAUUUAAAACUUCUCAAUCUUUAAGUAAUACAUUAAAUUCGCUCGUAGAAUGCAAACAUUUGAUUGAAUUAGAUAUUAUGCUUGAGAAAUCCGAAGAAUUGCUCCCUUUAUUGUUAUCGAUCAUUGAAAAUAAUCAAUCACUUGAGAAGCUAAGCGUCACAUCAAACACGUUCAAUCGAGUCCAUGAUCACGUUGAUGUAAGACAAUACUUACCUUUGUUCGCGAGAGCGUUUCCUCAAACAUUUAAAUCUCUUAGAUUAUUUACUCCAGAUUGGCGCUUUAAUACGAGCACUUUAAAACAAUUUUUGAGAGAUGCCAAUUUUAGGAUCGAAUCGAUGUGUUGGAUGAAUCAUGGAUGUUAUCUGAAAUGUAGUGAGGUGUUGAGACAAUAUGCAAAAUUAAAAAAUUGCAAGUUGGUAUUUGAGGAAGAUUGUGAGUUCUCCAAUUAUAAUUUGGGACCAUUUAAGAUCAAUGUAACCUUUAAUUUUUAA
Molecule: messenger RNA, 1677 nt
Organism: Funneliformis geosporum
Lineage: Eukaryota; Fungi; Glomeromycota; Glomeromycetes; Glomerales; Glomeraceae
Source: the annotation of a GenBank genome assembly